This is a messenger RNA of Quercus lobata, 2277 nucleotides long. It is a transcript of the gene PRMT3, whose product is annotated as protein arginine methyltransferase 3. The record is from RefSeq and is a predicted model, not a curated record. The transcript is spliced from 7 exons. Gene Ontology annotation, molecular function: protein-arginine N-methyltransferase activity; histone methyltransferase activity. NCBI's taxonomy places the organism in Eukaryota, Viridiplantae, Streptophyta, Magnoliopsida, Fagales, Fagaceae. Gene Ontology annotation, biological process: peptidyl-arginine methylation, to asymmetrical-dimethyl arginine; chromatin remodeling. Bases 113 to 2023 code for a protein of 636 amino acids. Gene Ontology annotation, cellular component: nucleus.
ACUAGGGUUUAUUCUCGGGGUUUAAAGUGAACGCUUACAACGUUAAACCGCCAGACACUUGAAACUGAACCAUACCAAUAUUCCAAUUCCUUACAAGUUACACACAGCACCAAUGGCCACUAUUUCUAAUCACCCACAAAGCAAAGAAGAACCAAAAAACAACGAAUUCUACGAUGAAGAAGAAGAAGAAGAAGAAAACGAAGACGAAGAGCUCGAAGGCUGGGGCGAUUGGGAAGCUGAAGACGAAGCCGGAGAAGAUGGAGACCAUGAAGAAGGCUCUGAUUCCAAUCUCCUUUGCUUGUUCUGCGACUCCAGGUACGGUUCCUGCGAUGCGCUAUUCGACCAUUGCAUUUCGUCGCACCAUUUCGACUUUCGCGGAGUUCGGACGAAGCUGGGUUUGGAUUUCUACGGUGGGUUUAAGCUCAUCAAUUACGUCCGGUCUCAGGUGGCAGAAAGAAGAUGCUGGAUUUGCGGUGUUACCUGCGAGUCCAGCCAAGGUCUGCAGAAUCAUAAACAUGAAACAUUCAGCAUUGAAGACAUUAAGCCACUCUGGGAUGACGAUAGAUAUCUAAAACCUUUCAUGGAAGAUGACUCACUCUUAUACACUUUUGGUGAAGAUGAAGAAGGAGAAGGAGAAGAUGACUACAGUGCAUCGAUUGACAAAGAUGAACUGAUGAGGGAUUUGAAGAAAUAUGAAGAGAUUUGCAUCGAUGAUGAGAAUACAGGGGACAUGAUUGUAUAUAAUGCUGAUAAUUCUGACAAAAAUGGAAGAAAAGAGAUCGCUUUUGCUUCCAAUGGCCAUUUAGAUGUAGCAGGUUCCUCUGAGAAGGCCUCAAAGGGUAAACAUUUAAGAGGUUCUUUUCCAACUCUUCUUUCAAAGGAUAUCAAGAAUGUGAAUGAGAAUUAUUUUGGGGCUUAUAGUUCAUAUGGCAUUCACAGAGAGAUGAUAAGUGAUAAGGUGAGAACAGAUGCUUAUAGACAAGCUAUCUUGAAAAACCCUUCUCUUUUGAAUAAUGCUGUUGUGAUGGAUGUAGGUUGUGGGACUGGAAUCCUAAGUCUAUUUGCAGCUCAAGCUGGGGCCUCUAGGGUAAUUGCAGUUGAAGCCAGUGAGAAGAUGGCUGCAGUUGCCACCCAGAUUGCAAUGGACAAUGGCCUUUGGCGUAGUAAAAGCCAAAAUGAAGGUAAUAAACACUCCACUGGGGUAAUAGAAGUGGUUCAAGGUAUGGUUGAAGAGCUUGAUAAAUCUUCAAAAAUUCAACCUCACAGUGUUGAUGUAUUAUUGAGUGAAUGGAUGGGGUAUUGCCUUCUUUAUGAGUCAAUGCUUAGCUCAGUGCUUUUUGCACGGGACCGAUGGUUGAAGCCUGGGGGUGCAAUCCUACCUGACACAGCAACUAUUUUUGUUGCAGGAUUUGGUAAAGGUGGUACCAGUGUUCCAUUUUGGGAAAAUGUAUAUGGUUUCAACAUGUCUUGUAUUGGCAAGGAACUUGUUGGCGAUGCUGCUAAAAUUCCAAUUGUUGACAUUGUGGAUAAUCAUGACAUAGUGACCAAUUCUACGGUUCUUCAGACCUUUGACUUGGCAACAAUGAAUCACGAUGACGUGGAUUUCACUGCAAGCGCUGAGCUGGAACCAUAUUCUGGUGGUUCUACAGGCAUGUCGAAUGAUUUGGAAUGUCAAACAAGAUUGUGUUAUGGGGUUGUCUUGUGGUUUGAGACUGGUUUUACCAGCAGGUUCUGCAAAGAAAUGCCAGUUGUGUUGUCCACAUCCCCAUACACUCCAAAAACACAUUGGUCGCAAACAAUUCUUACCUUCUGUGAGCCAAUUGCCAUGGCAUCAGGAAAGCCAAGUGGUGAUAGAUUGGCCGCAAUUGGCACUGAGGCCUGUCCUGCCACAAAGAUUCAAUUGCGUGUUAGCAUUGCACGUGCUGUUGAACAUCGAAGCAUUGACAUUUCCCUAGAGACUGCUGGGAUUGGUUCUGAUGGUAGGAAAUGCAAGUGGCCUGUACAAAUUUUUAAUCUACAUUAGGCCAUAUGCAAUGGAUCAAAAGCUUUCACCAAAAAAAGAAAAAAAAGGGAUCAAAAGCUAAGAUCAUCCCACUGGAAUUGUCUGUCCUGGCAGCCUGUGGAUUUUUUGCGGAGUUUUGUUUUGUUGUAGUAAUCAUUUUAUUGUUUUCUUCAAUUUGUUUAGUCUUCCAAAAGGCUUCUACAAUUUGCAUUAUAUCUAUGUGCGUUUUAUCCAAGUAUUAUAAUAUUGCAAUGGAUGUAAAUUAGUUGCUUUUA